Molecule: messenger RNA, 1208 nt
Organism: Cucumis melo (muskmelon)
Lineage: Eukaryota; Viridiplantae; Streptophyta; Magnoliopsida; Cucurbitales; Cucurbitaceae
Product: germin-like protein subfamily 2 member 4
Exons: 2
Coding region: 354-1025 (223 amino acids)
Biological process (GO): regulation of root development; plasmodesmata-mediated intercellular transport
Cellular component (GO): cell wall; plasmodesma
Molecular function (GO): manganese ion binding
Source: RefSeq, a predicted model, not a curated record
UGAUAUUACCCAAACUUUUUCUUUGAUUGAAACUAAUUAACCACAAUUAUUAUCAUCAUUAUGUAUGCUUUUUUUUUUCCUUCAAUUCCAUUUGCUUUGAAUUUAAGCCUAAGCCAAUUUCAUAUGUGCCUUUUGCAUUACCAUACCAUGCAAGCUAAAGUAGGUGUCACAUUGAUAUUAUAUCUAUUAUUAUCAUUUCAACUAUAUAAUAUAAUAUAUAAACAAAACUAUAUAUAGUUUCUAUUACCUCUUCCUUUCACCUUACAUCCCCCCUUUGGACAUCAAAUAAUAUACAUCUCUUUUCUGCAUUAUUUCACAUUCUUUUGUCCUAUUAAUAAUCUAUACCACAAAUAAUGGAUGCAUCAAAAGCUCUUGUGUUCUUAGCUUUGUUUAUCGCAGCUACAACAAUUCCCCGUUCCUGCGCAUCUGACCCCGACUUGCUUCAGGACUUAUGUGUUGCUGAAACUUCCAAAGGAACAAAAGUGAAUGGAUUCCCAUGCAAGGCCGCUACCAACGUAACAACCUCCGACUUCUUCUUCGCCGGAUUAGCAAACCCUGCCGCCAUCAACAACUCCGUCGGAUCUGCCGUCACCCCCGCUAAUGUCGACAAAAUCCCCGGCCUCAACACCCUCGGUGUCUCCCUCGCUCGAAUCGACUACUCACCCAACGGUGGCCUGAAUCCACCGCACAUCCACCCACGCGCCACCGAGAUCGUCUUCAUCCUCGAUGGAGAACUGGACGUUGGAUUCAUAACCACUGCCAACAAACUGAUUUCCAAAACCAUAAAAAAAGGCGAAGUCUUUGUCUUCCCCAAGGGCCUACUCCAUUUCCAGCAGAACAAGAAGGAUAAGCCUGCUUCUGUUCUUUCUGCCUUCAACAGCCAGCUACCGGGAACUGUGUCGGUUGCCGCCGCCUUGUUUUCAUCCUCCCCUGCGGUCGAUGACGGCCUCCUUGCUAAGACUUUCCAGAUUGGGACGGAUGAGGUGGGAGAGAUUAAGUCUAAGAUUGCUCCUAAGAAGAAGUGAUCACGGUUUAUAUAAAUGUAGGUAUAUAUGGUCAAUGAGGAAUAAAUUUUUAUUAAAGAGAUAUUAAGAAUAAUUUUGUUUGGUUUCUACCGACUUAGUUUGACAUUUUGGUGGAAAGUUCAUAUUUUUAAUUAAGACAGUUGGUUGUAUUAUUUGGGGAAAGCAUAUUGUAUAAAUAAGAUA